Trematosphaeria pertusa is the source of this 1418-nucleotide messenger RNA. RefSeq lists its product as uncharacterized. The record is from RefSeq and is a predicted model, not a curated record. The transcript has 3 exons. Gene Ontology annotation, molecular function: metalloendopeptidase activity. Lineage: Eukaryota; Fungi; Ascomycota; Dothideomycetes; Pleosporales; Trematosphaeriaceae. Gene Ontology annotation, biological process: proteolysis. The coding region runs from base 130 to 1221 and encodes 363 amino acids.
AUCUAAUCGGCGCGCAUAUCUCUUUCACUCAGCAUUGCCUCGCUGGGCUUCUACUUUGCCGCGGGGCUCUUAUGUCGCCAUCUACCAUCUGCUCAACCGGACACCCCACAGGUGCGCGCAACCGUCGACAUGCGUCUCCUCCUCCUCCUCCUCCUUACCGUCCUCGCGGCGGCAGCACGUGCGUGCCCUCCACCGUUCAAUAACUUCCGCUUCGCCGGCAACGACACUGCUGCCCUCAUUCAAGAGGCCAUGCUGGAAAAUGGUCUAGGUUGGACGGAGGCGGCCUCCCACUUUCAGAAUCCGAUCCAGCCCUGGCCACGCGAUUCCGACGGGAUUGUCCGCAUCAAGUACUGCUUUGCCACACCGGAUGAUCGGCAAAACUUUAAAAUCUUGAUCGAUCAAGCAUGGAAUGUCUGGAAAACUGGGAUCAAGAAUCCGGGCCACUCACGCGGUCAUCGGCUCAUCUUCCAAGAGUUUAACUGGAACCCCGCAGUUGAGUGGAAGUACUGUUACAAAGACCUAGCCGGUGGUUCAACCCCAGCAAACUGGAACCAUGGCGCGAAUCUGCCGACUGAAACGAUUGUAAUUAUCGGUGAAGAUGUUGGGGUCUUUGCUCAAUCAACCCUUGGGUAUACCCUUCCUGCCCUGAAUAACGCAGCCGGGCGGCACAAAGUGAACAUUCACCCGAGCGCAGGUGGCUCCGGUUUCUCGGUGCCACUCCUAGCGCAUGAACUAGGUCAUGUGUGGGGACUUUUGCAUGAGCACCAGCGAUCGGACCGGGAUCACUACGUUCACUUCGAGUGUAGCAACCUGGUCGGUUAUAAUCAAGCUCGCCAGCUGGUCGAACAACAAGGUCAGCAUACCAUGGACGAAGUGUGCACAUCGGAGACGCUUGGUUGGAAGUACAACUUCGCGGGCCCUCCCAACUUCUCCAAAGAGAGCAGAAAGUCGACGUACCACGGCCAGGACUACGUGUGGCACGUAGCAGAGGGUCCAUUCUACGAUGUGGCCUCUAUCAUGCACUACGCCUCCGGUCACGGCUUCGAUGCGUCCCGGCAAGAGGGAAACGUCCAGAACCAUCCGUUAACGAUGUGGAAGGGACGUUGGCCAGGUUUCCAACCCCCAGGCCAGGUCACGCAAGAUAACUCGGAGAUCAUCAACUUAAAUUACCGAGUGAGCAACCUCGAUGUCUUUGCUGUUAAACACCUCUAUCCCUGGUAGUGGGCCCAUUAACCUACAAGAUUUGCCAUUAGGAACUCUAGAGGUCGGGAUACGCGAUGGUGUUUCAAUUAGACAAUGGAAGACAGCGCGAAGGCCGCUAGAUGGCAACUAUAUGGGGAUUUUCUGUCUAGAUUGCAAGAUUCCGGUGUUUGUACCCUUCUUAAUCCUGGCCGGCGAGCAUAUAGAUUUUAGAAGGC